Bursaphelenchus xylophilus (pine wood nematode) is the source of this 966-nucleotide messenger RNA. The record is from the annotation of a GenBank genome assembly. Lineage: Eukaryota; Metazoa; Nematoda; Chromadorea; Rhabditida; Aphelenchoididae.
AUGCCGUUACCCCCAGCUUUAUUGGCCAAGCUCCAAAAGCGCGGCAUAGUCAGUUCCCAAAGUAAGUUAUUUUAAUGACGACGUCUUCACAUAAAUUUUUACUUUAAAGAGGUGGACGAAGACGAAGAAGUAUUUGCCGAGAAUUAUGAUUCCGAAGACAGUGAGGACGAAGACGAAGUCGAGGAAGAAGAUAAAGGUCGAGGGGGAGCUCCUGGAUGUCCUAAUAAAUGGAAUCAAUUCCAUUUGUGCUCGGAUUAUUGUUUCGAUCACUGGCAUGAUGGUCUUCCAGAAUCAAGGUAAAUUCUUCUAAUUUUUUUUUACGUUUUUAGACUGUCAGACGAUUACUUGGCUGCCAAGCAAAGAAUGUUGAAUAAAUAUCCCCUGCCAGAAGGAUGGAAAGAGGUUUAUGAUGGUGGGAUUGGGAGACAUUACUAUUGGAACCCUUCUAAUGACGACGUUUGUUGGUUAUCUCCACGACAUCCAUGUGCAAAUAUCUCAAAGGCAGCUCCGGUUGUUGCUCAGGAGUACUUUGAAUCAAGGAAGCGAGCCCAAGAAGUUGAAGAGGAACAAAAGGAGCAAAGGAACAACAAAUACAAGGGACGUCAAGGAAACAAAUGGGAGAGGAGGAAAGAUGAUAGAAAGCGACAGAUUGUAUGUUAAUGAUCGAACUUCUUAUUGAUAAUGUUAGACUAUGUUGAGAUUGAUUUCUUUUUGUUUUAGGAGGAUAAACCUGAUGCAGAGCCCGAAUCAAUCGAAGAAAUGCCAGAGAGAGAUCGAUUGAAGAGAGCCAAAAGAAAAGGAAUCGAUCCCAUGGAUCCCAGCGCAUAUUCAGAUGUUCCUGAAGGUAAUUGGGGUGCUGGUUUAGUCCAAGAAGCGAAGACUGGAGUGGAUAGCAGUGCAACUGGACCUCUCUUCCAAUCUCGACCAUAUCCAUCACCUGGUGACGUCCUCAGAAGAAACAAAUAA